UCUGUAAAAAGAAGUAGAGAGAGAGUACGAUCCCUUAAUUUCCGGAACCGUUGGGACUUUGUCAUUUUCAUAUUAAUUUUCUUCGAAUUUUAAUUCAAUUUUUCCUUUUUUUUUUGUAAUUUUUUCUCUCGCCAUUAUUGUUGUUUGGCAAGAGGGAAAAUUGAUAGAUUAUAGUACUACACGCCCGGGUUGGGGGGAAGAUUUUGGAUUUCUUUCUCUUCCUCCCCAUUGCUUAUUUUUCAGGCUGCUAUAGAUCAGGGCCGCGGCAGCUUGAUCGCAAUUCCCAACAGAAGAGUUUGAUUUCCUGUUGAAGAUUACCCCUUCACUUGUUGGAGUUCUGCUUCAGUUUGAGCAGGUUUGAAUUCGUUGGGCAAACAUGGGGGUUAUGUCCAGGCGGGUUGUUCCUGCCUGUGGUAGCCUCUGUUUCUUCUGCCCUUCUAUGCGGGCAAGGUCAAGACAGCCUGUGAAACGAUACAAGAAGAUCCUUGCUGAUAUCUUUCCUCGUAAUCAGGGUGCUGAACCAAAUGAUAGAAAAAUUUCUAAGCUCUGUGACUAUGCUUCAAAGAACCCAUUGCGUAUUCCCAAGAUUACCGAACUCCUGGAGCAACGAUGUUACAAAUAUUUACGGAAUGAGAAUUUUGGAUCGGUGAAAGUUGUAAUGUGUAUAUACAGAAAACUUCUAGUAAUGUGCAAAGAUCAGAUGCCACUAUUUGCUAGUAGCUUAAUUGGGAUUUCUAGAACUCUUUUAGAACAAACACGACAUGAUGAUAUGCAGAUUCUUGGUUGCAAUGUUCUUGUUGAGUUCAUAAAUAGCCAGACAGAUAGUACAUAUAUGUUCAACUUAGAGGGCAUUAUUCCAAAACUUUGCCAAUUGGCUCUAGAAGGUGGGAGUGAUGAUGAGGCACCUCAUUUGCGGUCAGCUGGGCUCCAAACUCUAGCUUCUAUGAUAUUGUUCAUGGGCGAGCAAUCUCACAUCUCAAUGGACUUUGACGAAAUUAUAUCAGUGGUUUUGGAGAACUAUGCAACAGAUGGACAAUAUUCUAGUUCAGAGACGCAGUGCGGUCAAGGAGAACAUAAAGUAGAAAACCAUAGCUCUUCCAUGUUUGAUGUUGAGAAAAGGGUUUCUUCAUUUAACCAAUUUAGCAAUUUGCAAGCUUCAACGGAUGUUUCCAGGAGCCCUUCUUAUUGGUCUAGAGUUUGCUUGUAUAAUAUGGCUAAAUUAGCAAAGGAAGCUACAACUGUCAGGCGUGUGUUUGAACCUCUGUUUCAUCAUUUCGAUACUCAAGAUCAAUGGUCCUUAGAAAAAGGACUUGCCUGCUCUGCAUUGACAUUUAUGCAAUUGCUUUUGGAUGAAUCAGGAGACAACUCGCAUCUCUUGUUUUCGAUUCUUGUCAAGCACUUGGAUCAUAAAAGUAUCGUAAAAAAACCUCAAAUUCAAAUAGAUAUCAUCAACGUAACCACACAACUCGCUCAAAAUGCUAAACUGCAAGCCUCAGUUACUAUAAUUGGGGCUAUCACUGAUUUGAUAAAACACUUACGGAAGUGCCUUCUAUGUUCAUCUGAAGACACCGAUAAAUUGAAUGCUGAUCUUCAGUUGGCAUUGGAAAACUGCAUUUCUCGGCUCGCACAGAAGGUAGGAGAUGCAGGACCCAUACUCGAUAUGUUAGCUGUGGUGCUGGAGAAUAUUUCGAUUAAUAAUAUCUCAGCUCGAGCAACAAUCUCGGCUAUUUAUCAGACUGCCAUGACUGUGGCUUCAAUUCCUAAUGUUACAUAUCACAAGAAGGCUUUUCCUGAUGCUCUAUUUCACCAGCUGCUUUUAGCCAUGGCUCACCCUGACCAAGAGACUCGAGUUGGGGCGCAUGAUAUUUUCUCUAUAGUGCUUAUGCCAUCCAUUAAGUGUCCUCCUAGGAUGGAAUCCUCAGAAACUGUUGCAUGGUUACCAUUUGGCAGUGCAACACAGAAAUUGAAUGGUGGAGGUUUCUCCUUUCAAGACGAAGACAAACAUGCAUCAGAACACAUAAAUGGUCCGAGGGAGGAAGAAAGUCAAGCAGCAGACUUAAUUACCAAAAAACCUGCGAGUCAUCCAUCUAGACGGGAAUCCUCCAGCUUCAACCAUAGUUUCACCGAGGGAGAAACAGAGUUGACUUCCCUCCGUUUAAGCAGUCACCAAGUGAGUCUCCUGCUCUCAUCAAUCUGGGUUCAAGCUACAUCUUUGGAUAAUACUCCUGCAAAUUUUGAGGCUAUGGCCCACACUUUUAGCAUUGCUUUGCUCUUUACCCGGUCUAAGACUUCAAGUCACAUGGCUCUGGUACGGUGUUUUCAGCUGGCAUUCUCCCUUCGUAGCAUUGCCAUGGAUCAAGAAGGAGGUUUACUGCCCUCUCGCAGAAGGUCAAUCUUCUCUCUGGCAUCAUUUAUGCUUCUAUUUUCAGCCCGGGCCGGGGAUCUGCCAGAAUUAAUUCCCAUCAUUAAGACAUCAUUAGCUGAUAAAAUGGUUGAUCCUUACCUUCAGUUGGUUGACGAUACCAGGCUGCAGGCUGUUCGAGUAAAGUUCGAAAAGGAUAGCGUGCCAUUCGGGUCAGAAGAAGAUGAAGUUGCUGCUGUGAAGUUUCUAGCAAUACUUGAACUAGAUGAACAGCAGUUGAAGGGAACUGUGGUCUCACACUUCAUGAUUAAAUAUUCCAAACUCUCAGAGGAUGAGCUAUCAAGUAUCAAUGAGCAGCUCUUACAUGGGUUUUUGCCUGAUGAGGCAUAUCCAUUAGGAGCUCCAUUAUUUAUGGACACGCCACAUCCAUGUUCUCCGCUUGCUAAGCUGGCAUUUCCAGAUUUUGAUGAGGAUAUGCCUCCAACUGCUUUGACAGAUGAUGAAGCCUUCCUUGAGCCUAGUGGAAGCCAGUCUGAUCGUAAAACGUCACUUUCCAUCAGUAACCUCGACAUUUUAAGCGUUAAUCAGCUUUUGGAAUCGGUGCUUGAAACAGCCCGACAAGUUGCAAGCUUCCCGGUCUCUUCUGCACCCGUUCCUUACGACCAAAUGAAAAGUCAAUGCGAGGCCCUCGUAACUUGCAAACAGCAGAAAAUGUCAGUGCUUCAUAGUUUCAAGCAGGAACAGGAAGAGAGUGCAAUAGUCCUCUCCAGUGAAAUUGAAACUUUAUAUCCCCCCUUACCCGUCAGUAAUAUGGAAAUCGUUCCAGGGGAUGUUAAGUAUUGUACCAAGGAGACAGCCAAAGGACAGGAUCAGCCUCUUCUUUGUUCACAUGAAUAUGGGCGCUAUUCUUUAAGAUUACCACCUUCAAGUCCAUAUGACAAGUUCUUAAAAGCUGCUGGAUGCUAGAACUUAGCUGUAACUUACAUGUUUAAAAGCCAAUAGUUUGUAUUUCACGAUUACGCCGCAUUGGUAUUCCACUUUCUAUUUAUUCAUUCUUCAUAUUAAAUUGUCGAUCGGUUUUAGUUUGCUAUACAGAUGAUGUUUUUUGGAAUGUACGUGACAAGUAUCGGAGUGACUUCAGCAAGAAUUAGAUGGUUAGACUUGGAAAGCUUUGUUCAUUUCCAAAGUAAUGCAUAUUUUUCUGAAUUGGAAAUCCUCAUUUGUUGGGA
This is a messenger RNA of Momordica charantia (bitter melon), 3591 nucleotides long. RefSeq names its product ARM repeat superfamily protein. The record is from RefSeq and is a predicted model, not a curated record. Lineage: Eukaryota; Viridiplantae; Streptophyta; Magnoliopsida; Cucurbitales; Cucurbitaceae.